AAAGCAUCAGUUUACUCGCAUCUGAACCAACACAGACCACGAAAAUGAACUCGCUGGUGGUGUUGUUCUCCGUCCUGGCGCUGGCCGCCGCCUCCCCCUCCGGGGCCUACUACAGCGGCGCCCCCGUGGCCUACGCCGCCCCCGCCGUGGCCUACAGUGCUCCGGCCGUGGCAUACCCGCUGCCAGCUGCCACCUCCAGCCAGUCCCGCAUCGACGUCAAGACCUCUCCCGCCAUCGUCGAGACCGUGGCCGCCCCCGUCGCCUACUCCGCCCCCGUCCCCGUGGCGCCGGUAGUGAAGGCUGCGUUCGCCGCUCCCGUCGCAGUGGCCCCCGCCGCUGUCUCCCACCAGUCCCGCAUUGACAUCAAGACUUCCCCAGCCGUCGUCCAGACCACUGUGGCCGCCGCCCCUGUAGCCUACGCCGCCCCUGCCGCAUACGCCGCGUACGCCGCACCCGCCGUCGCUCCCGCGGUGGUGAAGACCGCCUACACCGCCCCCGUGGCCUACGCUGCACCCGCUGCCUACGCCGCUCCUGCUGCGUUUGCCGCCCCUGCCGCAUUCGCUGCUCCUGCCGCAUACGUCGCCCCGGCCGCAUACGCUGCGGCUGCCUUCCCCGCCCCGGCUGCCUACGCCGCCGCCCCCGCCGCGUUCGCCACUCACGCCGCCCCAGCUGUGCCCCUCGACACCCCCGAGGUAGCCGCCGCCCGCGCCGCCCACUUCGAGGCCAAGGCUGCCGCUGAAGCUCACUCCAUCCACAAGCGUUCAGCUCCUCUGUUCUACGGCUCUGCUCCCGUCGUCUCCACAUACGCCGCUCCCCUGACCUACUCGGCAGCUCACGUCGCCUCCUACGCCCCCGUCGCGUCCUACGCCUACUCCACUCCCUACUUCACCAAGACCUACGGCAUCCACCCGCAUCAGUCGAUCCUAACUCAUCGAUCAACACAGACCACGAUGUUUAAGCUGGUGGUGUUGUUAUCUGCGGCGUGCCUGGUGGCCGCCAAGCCCGGCUACGUGUCUGUGGCGCAGCCGCUGGUCUACAGCGCGCCUGCCGUCAGCUCCGUGAGCCAGUACAGCAGCAGCGUGGUGCACGGACCCUCGGUGUACAGCCACGUGAGCCCGGCCGUGGCCCCCGUGGUCCUGACACAGGCGCCACACUCCCCCGCUGUAGUCUUGGACCCCGUGCACGGAGUUCCCCUCGACACCCCCGAGGUGGUCGCCGCCCGCGCCGCUCACUACCAAGCCAAGGCUCUGGCCGUCCACCACCUCCGCAAGCGGUCGGCUCCUCUCGCCUACAGCUCCGUCGUCCCCGUGGCUCACAGCUCUGUUGUGUCUCCGGUCGCGUACGGCUCUCCCCUCGCCUACUCCGCUCCCCUCGCCUACUCCUCCCCUCUGGCCUACUCUUCGCCCCUCGCCUACUCUUCCCCGCUCGCCUACUCGUCUCCCGUCGUGUCUGCCUACGGAUCCCCGGUGGUGUCUGCCUACUCGUCACCAGUGGUCGCUCACUCCGUAGUUCCUAAGGCCUACAGUGUCCACCCCUAUUAAUCAAAGAAAUAAGGUCCAAAUUAAACUAGUCUGCUGAUCAAACGAAUCUAAAUAAGACGAAAUGUAACGAAAUUGAAAAUUAUAAUAUUCACUGCCAAAAUAAAUGCUAUUGAAUUUUUAA
Molecule: messenger RNA, 1662 nt
Organism: Plutella xylostella (diamondback moth)
Lineage: Eukaryota; Metazoa; Arthropoda; Insecta; Lepidoptera; Plutellidae
Source: RefSeq, a predicted model, not a curated record